Molecule: messenger RNA, 2304 nt
Organism: Nelumbo nucifera (sacred lotus)
Lineage: Eukaryota; Viridiplantae; Streptophyta; Magnoliopsida; Proteales; Nelumbonaceae
Cellular component (GO): plasma membrane
Molecular function (GO): protein binding
Source: RefSeq, a predicted model, not a curated record
UGGACUCUUGUACCAGCAAAGCUUCCAAUAAAGAAGGUGAUGUCUACAAGCAACUUAAGUUACAUGCGGGAUAAUGUCUUGAAGGGCUGAACCUUCUCAGAUUCUUUCUUUCCUGAACCAACAAUAAGACAGAGGUAAUGCUUUGUCUCCUCAACUUUAAUGCCAGUUUCUUCAGAUGGAGUCGGUCAGUUUUUUCUUUCUUACAUUAUGUCUCCUUUUGGGGUAAGCAUGCUUGAAUCAAACCAGCAACCUCAAGAUUGCACGAUAUCGCCAUGUAGAUGUAGUUGAUCUCAUGGUAGAAAGAAAAAUGAAAACCAAGCUGACAUAACUUCUCUUAUUGUUUCACCACAUGGCCGGACAGUGAGAGCCCUGCACACUUUAGUAUAGUUCCCCUGAAACUCCACAAGUUGACUCUCGAAUGGCGCUAAUGGAAGCAAAUAUAAGAAAAGAGUCUAGUGGGGCCCCGGUUCGGCUCUGCUUGACGCUGAUGGCGAGUUGCGACGACUUGACUGAACCCAGGCAGCUAUACCAUAACGGAGGAUAUGGACCAUCUGUUACAGAAAAUAUCGUCGAAUUCCAACUCCAAAAUCGGUGUAUCGACCAGGGAAGAUGAGAGGUAGGAGAAGAGAUGAGAUGAAAUUGUUGAAGUUGUUGGACGCUGGGAGAGAGGAAGAGAGAGAGAACAUGGAGUCAAGGAUUCAUGAAGCCGCCCUGAAGGGGAGCGUUGCUUGCUUGCUGGAAUUACUUGAAGAAGAUCCACUCAUCCUCGAUAGGACUAUUGAUACGGAUGCUCGCAUGUCGGAGACACCUCUGCACGUCGCGGCGAUGCUGGGCCAUGUCGAUCUCGCCAGAGAACUUCUGACACGAAAACCCCAACUUGCCAGCGGGCUGAACGCCAAAGGGUCUUCACCUCUUCACUUGGCAUCCGCCAAAGGGUACCUCCAAAUAGUUAGAGAUCUGAUAUCCAUCUCUCCGGAAAAUUGUCUCGCCCGGGAUCAAGGUGGCAGAACCCCUCUUCACCUAGCAGCAAUGAAAGGCCGAGUUGCAGUCCUGGACGAGUUAAUCCGGGCCAAACCGGAAGCGAGUCGAGUGCCCCUGACGAGUCGAGGGGAGACAGUUCUACACCUAUGCGUGAAGCACAACCGAUUAGAGGCGUUAAAGCUAUUGCUGGAGAAAGAUGACGAGUCAGUAAACUGGAAGGAUGAGGAUGGCAACACCAUCCUUCAUCUCGCCGUGGUCAAGAAGAGCAUCCGGACCAUAAGAUUUCUUCUCGCUAAUACCAGAGUAGAAGUAAACUCUCUGAAUGCGAACGGCUGCACGGCCUUGGAUGUUUUAGCGAAAGGCCCGGGAGAUGCAAAAGACACCACCAUCUACCAGAUACUUGAAGGCACCGGGGCUCUGAGAGCCAAGGAUAUACCUCCGGCGGCAGCAGGCGAUGAGAUUCCUACAGCAAAAACUUCAUCGACCAAUAAGCAGGUUAAGAAGCCUAAGCCUGAGAAGAAGCGGCAAACGGAUUGGCUGGGCAGGAAGAAAAGUGCACUGAUGGUGGUGGCGUCGCUCAUAGCAACGGUGGCCUUCCAGGGCGUAAUUGCGCCACCGGGUGGCGUUUGGCAAGACGAUCUCACAACCGAUUCGAACGGCAAUCCCGUAGAAAAGCCUCACUUCGCGGGGACAUCUGUAUUGGCCUACAACAUUCCGAUCGCCUACGGUCAGUACAUAAUCUUCAAUACGCUCGGAUUCCUUGCAUCCCUGAGCAUAAUCUUGCUGCUGGUGAGCGGGCUACCUCUGAAACGACGGAGAUGGAUGUGGGCUCUAAUGGUUAUCAUGUGGCUUGCCGUGUCGUCGCUGGUUCUGACGUACUUCAUCUCGCUGCUGCACAUGACGCCGGACAGUGUGAAGGGUGUUCUGUAUUAUGUAACCAAAAUUUCGGUGCUGGCGUGGUUGGGAUUGAUGGGUGUUGUCUUACUGGCCAAUUUUAUUCGCGUCAAGUUAUGGUUGGCGAGGAAGUAUGGGGUGGUGAAGGAAACACAGAUGAAUAAGCCUGCAGUCCCUAUGGACCCAAACCAUGACUAUGAUUCUGGUGAUGAUUUUUGAAAUAUGGGUAAUGCAUUUCAGAAAAUUCUUCGAAAUCCAUUUCAACUUUGUAAAGAUGGCAGUACCUAUUUGGUGAUAUUAUCGAGUAAAGAGCACAGAGCUUCGCUGUUUUUGUGUGUUUGUUUGUUAAUUUGGUUGUAGAGGUAGUAGCAGAAAGUGAUUCAUUGUUCUUUGAUGUAUAGAAUAUAUGGAAUGGUAUAUUUCAGACCA